Messenger RNA from Dentiscutata erythropus, 1404 nucleotides. NCBI's taxonomy places the organism in Eukaryota, Fungi, Glomeromycota, Glomeromycetes, Diversisporales, Gigasporaceae. The record is from the annotation of a GenBank genome assembly.
AUGCGAACCGUAGAGCCUCUUCCCCUAAAAUUACGUUCUCAGCCUUUAUCACCCUCCAUGACGUCAUCCCCUCCUAUGACGCCCUUGUCGAGCACGAAUGCUUCUCCUACCAGUAACCCUACGCAUCAAUCACCACCUGAAGAAACUUAUCCUACUAAUACGAAUGAUGACAUUCCAGUUACACAUGUACCGCCGCAGACUACACAAGUUAACCCGGUUAAUCCGGUAACAAGAAAUAUCGCUCCGUUAGGCGGAAUGCCUUAUAAUAAUAUCAAUAACAAUAUUGUACCAUUCAUGUACAAACGCUCUAAUAACGCGUAUAGUGUUCCAUAUAACAUUCAUAAAAGGAGAAUGAUUCCGAAUUUCGGAAUGUUGUAUCAUAAUCCUCAUUUAUAUAGGCGUAGUAGUCCUUUGAUUCCUAUUAUCGGUAGUGAAUAUCAUGCUCAAAAAACCCGGAGAUUGAUCGCAAAACCUGGUAAAAAAAAAAUUGAACCAAAACCAUUAGCAUUCGAAGAAGAUACAUUGGAUCUAGAAAAUGCUGACCUAUUUCCGAUCAUCGAAACUCAAUCUGUAUCACAGACAACCAAUCUACCUCCCGGAAUAACACAAACAUUUCAUGAAAUAUAUACUCAUAUUAAUGAACGUACUCAACUUUCAACUCAAUCUUAUGAAUUGCCACGUCAUACUCGUCUUAACAAUUUAAUAUAUCACACGACGACUCGUGCAGAGGCUGAAUUACUCUGUGGGCUCGUCGCUCAAUGGCGUCGAAAGUUAUUACCAAUAACUUCAAUAAUUUCAAGAUUUUUGAUAAAGAAAUUAUGUGAAAUUGAUGCUCAUCAUUUAGUAUUUAAUAUGUUAGCUGAUAGAACAAAGUAUGCUCUAAAACCAAAUGUUGAGAUGUUUAGAUGGAUUAUGCUGGCUUAUGCGAAUGAGGUGACCAAACUUGUUGAAGAUACCACACGAAUUAUUAAAAGUGAAGAUAAAAGUGAAGAUAAAAAUGAAGGCAAAAGUGAUACUGAAUUGGUAUUAGAUGAUUUAUACAGAACUUUUGGCUUAAUGCCGUAUUAUGACGUGCCACAGUUCGACGUACAUCUUUACACAAUUAUGUUAUCAACAUCUAUAAAAUUAGAGUCAUGGCAAUUAGUUGAUGAAGUUGCUAAAGAACUUAUAGAUCAUUUAGAUGAACCUCACAAUCGAGGAAAAGAAAUAUUUGGAGUGUAUAAUGAUAUUGAAAAAUAUAGUGAUGAGAUAAGGAUAUCAUGGUUAACAUCAAGUUUAGAUGUAUUCAUUAUAUUAGAAAAGUGGUAUGGAGAAAAUAAUAAUUUGAUAUACGUGGAAAAGUUUAAGAAUUUACAGGAACAAUGGAAAAAUGAAAUAAAAAAAGUACAAGAAACAUCUUUUUAA